AUGUCUAGUCACUGUCAUCCAGAAUAUUUUAUUGAGAUAGGUUAUGUUAUUUCGGCUGAAACUCUCUCACUUUCAACCUCACAGAUCAACGAACAUCCUGAGAUUUCUGGAUCAAGUAUUCGUGCUUUAUAUAAUAGAAAAUCGAAUAGUAUCCUAUUUGCUGAUUUACUUUAUGGUAAAACUACUUCACUUGGUGGUCGUUUACAAUCCCAUGGUUAUGAAACUGUUCCAUCACAUAUUCAUAAAUACCCAUUUAAAGAUGAAAAAUAUUUUUAUGGUGGUUAUUGUGUACAAAAAUAUGGUUCACGAUGCGCUGAACAUUUUAUCGAUGUUAUACAAAUUAAAUUACCAAGAACUUUACGAAUUGGGAAUAAGGAAAAAUGA
Dentiscutata heterogama is the source of this 384-nucleotide messenger RNA. The record is from the annotation of a GenBank genome assembly. Lineage: Eukaryota; Fungi; Glomeromycota; Glomeromycetes; Diversisporales; Gigasporaceae.